Molecule: messenger RNA, 2172 nt
Organism: Cyprinodon tularosa
Lineage: Eukaryota; Metazoa; Chordata; Actinopteri; Cyprinodontiformes; Cyprinodontidae
Gene: mtf2
Product: metal response element binding transcription factor 2
Exons: 15
Coding region: 225-2051 (608 amino acids)
Biological process (GO): chromatin organization; regulation of DNA-templated transcription
Cellular component (GO): nucleus
Molecular function (GO): DNA binding; chromatin binding
Source: RefSeq, a predicted model, not a curated record
CACUCCCCGCCUAUCAGCGGGAAAGCAAAAUGGCGAACGUGCUGGGUGAAAGAGAACCGUUUGUUAUUUUCUAAGGAAGGCUCGAGCUCUGCGGGGUUCGGAGCGCGUGGUCGAGAUUAGUACGAUCCUCUGCAGCAGCGGGAAAAAACAAAACAAACGACCAGACUCGCGCCCUUUUUUCCAAUUUCGUCUCGCGAGGCAUUUGUUCCAACAGAGGUGACCGAAUGAGAGACUCGGAGGUUGUGGAUCAUUCUCCUGUCCAUCACAGAGCCCACUACCAGCAGCAGCAGCAGCGGACUGCCUCCCUGUCACCCUGCAGCCUCUCUGCGAGGGGGGAUUAUGGGGAAGACGACAUGUCUGCCAGGUUCACAGAGGGGCAGGAUGUGUUGGCCAGGUGGUCCGAUGGCUUGUUCUAUUUGGGAACAAUCACAAAGAUAGAUCGGGACAAGCAGCGUUGCUUCGUGGUUUUUGAGGAUAGAUCCAAGUCUUGGGUUCUUUGGGACGAUAUUCAAACAGGUGACGAAGAAGAAGACAAGGACGAUGAGGGCGAUGACAUCGCCUGCUCUAUAUGCCAGGACGAGACGUCGGAGGAGCCCAAUGAGAUCGUCAUUUGUGACCAGUGUGGUCAAGGCUACCAUCAGAUGUGUCACUCUCCCAUCAUCGAUGCUGCCGUCAUCGACUCCGACGACAAGUGGCUGUGCUCAGAAUGUCGGCUGGCGUCUCUGUCUGAGAGGGGGAGCGCAGAGGAAGAUCAUGAGGAGCAACACAUGGCGUUUCAUCAGUCCUUUCCAUAUUCUCUGAAGGAACUAGUGUGGGAUCAGGGUCAUAAGAUCAACAUGCAGCAAUGCUACUGCUACUGUGGAGGACCAGGACAUUGGUACCUGAAGAUGCUGCAGUGCAACAGAUGUCGGCAGUGGUUCCAUGAGGAUUGCCUACACUGCCUGCAGACUCCACUGUUCAAUGGAGAUAGGUUUUACGUCUUCGUCUGCUCAGUGUGCAGCGGUGGAACAGAGUUUAUUGAGCGUCUCCCUCUCAGCUGGAAAGAUGUGGUUCAUCUUUGCUUAUUCAACCUGAGUGUGAUUCACAAGAAGAGGUAUUUUGAUUCGGAGCUGCAGUUGAUGCCGUACAUCAACGAGAACUGGGAGCUGCUGCAGCUGGGGAAGCUUGCUAGCACACCAAGAUCGAAGCGGUAUAAAAAAGUUUUAGAGGCCUUAAACAGCAACAGUUACACGUUCAUGUCGGGGAAGGAGGUGAAGAAAAAGAAGCACUUGUUUCGCCUGAGAGUCUUUUUCCCCCCUACCCCCCCCAACUGUUCUGAACCCACAUAUACGGUGAUGGGGGAGCCGCUGCAGAUCACCAUCAAGGGAUGGAAGGCGGUGAAGAGCUCCUUCGACAGGAAGAGCUUUGGGACUUUAACCAAUGGCACAGAAAAGAAGAAAAAGAAGAAGAAAAAAAAGAAAAAGAGGAAGCAAGAGACGUUGGCCGAAGCACAGCGGCCCGAUGAGAUGCCCCUGGAAAGCAGAAAAGCGGACGCCCCUGCAUUGGAUCAUCUGACCUCCGUUAACAGCAGGAGCGACAAGCCUCCCCUCUCAUUGCAGUCUUCUGAUGUGGAAUCCAUCGGUGCCGUCAGCAACUCAGAAACUACCUCAACAAGUCUUUCCAGACCGUCCAGUCUCUACAGUUCCAACAAGAUGCAAACUGCUACCUGCAACAUGCCUUUCUCCCCUCCACCUUUGAAACGGAAACGCGGCCGACCGCGGCGAAGCCCAAAGCCCCCCAAUCCAGAACUCCCCCCUCCCCCCAGGCUUCCAGACACCGACGGCUCAGCCACGGAGCUGCUGAGCGCCCUCCCAGGACUCCACCCCACAGACAUAGUCCACGGCAUGGACCCCAACACCCAGCUCUCGCACCUCAAGAGCUCCAUCAGCAGCUACUUCGGGGUAGCGGGGCGUCUGGCGUGCGGGGAGAGGUAUAAAGUCCUGGCCCGACGGGUCACCGCCGACGGCAAGGUGCAGUACCUGGUGGAGUGGGAAGGAGUCACUGCCUCAUAGGCGGGUGGACGGAAUCAACGGCAUCUCAGAAAAAUGCCACGGAUCGGACUGGACCGGUGAUGGUUUCUAUGGAGUCGAUUUUAUUCCGUUCUUGUGAAAAUAUGGAGCAGAAUGUUAAAGU